Messenger RNA from Silurus meridionalis, 3427 nucleotides. It is a transcript of the gene actn2b, whose product is annotated as actinin, alpha 2b. The record is from RefSeq and is a predicted model, not a curated record. Lineage: Eukaryota; Metazoa; Chordata; Actinopteri; Siluriformes; Siluridae. The transcript is spliced from 21 exons. Gene Ontology annotation, biological process: actin cytoskeleton organization; muscle cell development. Gene Ontology annotation, cellular component: cell projection; cell junction; plasma membrane. Bases 100 to 2784 code for a protein of 894 amino acids. Gene Ontology annotation, molecular function: calcium ion binding; actin filament binding.
AAAGAAAACCGCGAGAACAAAAUAAAGAAAAAACUGUCCCUUUGAGCAAAAAAAUAAAAUAAAGACGUGAGCGCGCGCGCGGCCCCGGAGGAGAACGACAUGAUUGAGAUGGAGAACUCGGUACCGUACGAUAACGGCUUCUAUCAGGAAGAGUACAUGUUGCAGGAGGAUGAGUGGGACAGAGACCUUCUGCUGGACCCGGCCUGGGAGAAACAACAGCGCAAGACGUUCACUGCGUGGUGUAACUCCCACCUGCGAAAGGCUGGUACACAGAUCGAGAACAUCGAGGAGGACUUCAGGAAUGGCCUCAAACUCAUGCUCCUGCUUGAAGUUAUCUCAGGUGAGAGAUUACCCAAACCUGACAGAGGGAAAAUGCGAUUUCACAAAAUCGCCAACGUCAACAAAGCUCUCGAGUACAUCACCAGCAAAGGAGUCAAGCUCGUGUCCAUCGGAGCAGAAGAAAUCGUGGACGGGAACGUGAAGAUGACUCUUGGAAUGAUCUGGACCAUCAUCUUGAGAUUCGCCAUUCAGGACAUCUCCGUAGAAGAAACCUCAGCUAAAGAAGGCCUGCUCUUGUGGUGUCAGAGGAAGACAGCUCCAUACAGGAAUGUUAACAUACAGAACUUUCAUGUCAGCUGGAAGGAUGGCCUGGCAUUCUGCGCCCUCAUCCACAGGCACAGGCCCGACCUCAUCGACUACGCCAAGCUCAACAAGGAUGAUCCUCUGGGGAAUCUUAAUUUGGCUUUUGACGUGGCAGAGAAAUACCUGGAUAUUCCUAAAAUGCUGGAUGCAGAGGACAUUGUGAACACCCCAAAACCGGAUGAGAGAGCCAUAAUGACUUAUGUGUCGUGUUUCUACCAUGCUUUUGCUGGAGCUGAACAGGCUGAGACGGCUGCUAACCGGAUCUGUAAAAUUUUGGGGGUGAAUCAGGAGAACGAAAAACUGAUGGAGGAUUAUGAAAGACUGGCCAGUGAGUUGUUGGAGUGGAUUAGGCGUACAACCCCGUGGCUGGAGAACCGCAUGACUGAGAAGUCCGUGGCUCUGAUGCAGCGUAAGCUGGAGGAUUUCCGUGAUUACCGUCGCCUUCACAAGCCUCCCAAAGUACAGGAGAAAUGUCAGCUGGAGAUCAACUUCAACACACUGCAGACCAAACUGCGCAUCAGCAACCGACCUGCCUUCAUGCCCUCUGAGGGGAAGAUGGUGUCGGACAUAGCAAGUGCCUGGCAGGGUCUGGAGCAGGCAGAGAAAGGCUAUGAGGAGUGGCUGCUGACUGAAAUACGCAAACUCUUGCGAGUCGAUCACCUUGCUGAGAAAUUUCGCCAGAAAGCCACCACCCAUGAGACCUGGGCCUCAGGUAAGGAGGAGCUCUUGAUUCAGAAAGACUAUGAAUCUGCUUCACUAAUGGAAGUUCGAGCUAUGCUGAGGAAGCACGAAGCGUUCGAGAGCGAUCUCUCAGCUCACCAGGACAGAGUGGAGCAGAUCGCUGCCAUUGCACAGGAACUCAAUGAGUUGGACUAUCAUGAUGUAGCAGCAGUGAAUCAGAGAUGUCAGAGUAUCUGUGAUGUCUGGGACAAGCUAGGGACUCUGACCCAGAAACGCAGAGAGGCGCUGGAGAGGACUGAGAAGCUUCUAGAGACAGUGGAGCAGCUGUUCCUAGAGUAUGCAAAGAGAUCCGCUCCCUUCAACAACUGGAUGGAGGGAGCCAUGGAGGACCUACAGGACAUGUUCAUAGUACACACUAUUGAGGAAGUCCAGACUCUCAUCACAGCCCAUGAACAAUUUAAAGCCACUCUCCCAGAAGCAGAUGCAGAGCGACAGGCCAUCCUUGGCAUUCAACAGGAAGUGCAGAAGAUCUUCAAUAGUUACGGUAUCCGUGGUGACCUCACCAACCCCUACAGCACCAUCAGCACCGAGGAGAUCAUGAGCAAGUGGGACAAGGUGAAGAAGUUGGUUCCUCAGAGAGAUAGUGCUCUGCAGGAGGAACUAGCACGACAGCAUGCUAACGAGAGACUCCGCCGCCAGUUUGCUGCCCAAGCUAACAUCAUCGGCCCCUGGAUACAAAGCCGGGUGGAGGAGAUUGGCCGAUGCUCCCUGGAACUGGGAGGAACUUUGGAGGAUCAGAUGACACAGUUAAAGCAAUGCGAGCAUGUGAUCGUCAGCUAUAAACACAACAUCGAUAAACUGGAGGGAGACCACCAGCUCAUUCAAGAGUCUCUCAUAUUUGACAACAAACACACCAAUUACACUAUGGAGCAUAUCCGUGUUGGUUGGGAGCUGCUCUUGACCACCAUCGCUCGCACCAUUAAUGAGAUUGAGACUCAGAUUCUGACCCGUGAUGCCAAAGGCAUCAGCCAGGAGCAAAUGAGCGAGUUCCGAUCCUCCUUCAAACAUUUUGAUCGGAAGAAGAAUGGUGCGAUGGACACUGACGAUUUUAGGGCCUGUCUCAUUUCAAUGGGCUAUGACCUGGGAGAGGUGGAGUUUGCACGAAUAAUGCUGCUGGUUGACCCGAAUGGUACCGGAGUGGUAACCUUCCAGUCCUUCAUCGACUUUAUGACCAGGGAGACUGGAGACACGGACACAGCAGAUCAGGUGGUCGCAUCCUUCAGGAUCCUUGCUGCAGACAAGCCAUAUAUCCUGAUAGACGAGUUAAGACGAGAGCUUCCUCAUGACCAGGCUGAGUACUGCAUCUCCAGGAUGCCAUCUUACACUGGACCCGGCUCUGUGCCGGGAGCUCUGGACUACAGCGCCUUCUCCACCGCUCUCUACGGCGAGAGCGACCUUUAAAAUAAUUCUCUCAUACACACACACACACACACACACACACACACACACACACACACACACACACACACACACACAUGAUCUUUGAAGGUAAACAGCACCAAUGCCAUUAAAUAAGGAUAAAUAUUAUUAUAUUUGUAAAGAGAUUGAGCUGGAAUCUUUACCUGAAUUUGGUAUUUGACACAUUAUUAAGGACACAUAAUUUUGGGGAUUAAAAGAAAAAUUUAAUAAUCCUUUAUAGCCAUUGGUGGAAAUAUUGACCACAGUAAUACAUGUUUGGAAUUUACCACACAUACACUGCUAUAGAUCUAAGUUACAUUUGUCUUUGUUUUGUCAAAGUGUGUGUAUGUGGUUCUCUUUCAUCUGAUUUCCAAUAACAUCUUAAACGCAAGCAUCACCUUUAUACAGCUUUGAGAGUAGGCAUGUGUGUGUGGUUUACAUGGGAUUACAAAGUAUAAAUUUUUCAUUUUAUUUUUCAUAAAGUAUAAAAAUCAAACAUGACUAACAUUAAAAAUGGUCUUUUUGAAGCACAUUUGUAACCAGAAGGCCAAUAACAUCACACUAUACUGUUGCAUUAUGAAGAAUCAUUAUGAAGAAUUGAACUCCAUAUUGUCAGUGUGAAAUAAAAUAAAACUUUAAAGAGUGA